AUGGUUUGGAUGGCCUCCCGAAGACAACGGUACAUGAUGAGGCACCCGGGGGAUGAUGACUCCGACCAAGUCAUGAUGAGCUCUUCGACAAAGAAUGACGCCUUUGCCGUGACGAAUUCAAUGGCAAGGGCCGACGCAAUCACCAUGGAACUCACGCAACAGAGACAAAAACAGAGACGGUUCGAAGAGAUGGCCCAGACGUCAGUUUCUGGCGGUGACGCCGACACAGAAGCAGUGCUCCCCGAAUUACGAGUCACGUCACAGACUGGUAUAUGGACGGUGAGCGAUAUCCUCGAACUCGUCAAGCAUCUCAUCCAAUACGGCGACCGUUGCGCUCGCUACCAGGAUGCUGUGACAACAGUGCCUGCCAAAAGGGACAUCCACGAGAAACCACCUGAACCUCCAGCCAAGCCAGUAGACCUGCACAACAUCGAAGACCUAACCUUUGAAUUAUUUUCCACCGUCAUCCGGCUCGCUCUGGCGCUGCAAGACCACGGGACGACUUUCAAGAAGCUCGCCCGCCCAGUCCAGCUUCUCGCUACCGUGCGGCUUGAGCGUAUCAAACAGCUCGACGCUCUCUGCGAAAGAGCAUUUCCAUCUUCCUCCUCUGCUUGCAAGCAUACCUGCGAAUCUUGCAACAGCAAGAGUAAUAACAAUAAUGCACAUGUACCGACCGAGACCAACUCCGACAUGGAUAGCCAGAAGGUAGCCGUUGCAGUAGCCCAGCAGGUUGAGCAACUCAUCGCGAACAAGCUUGACGCAGCGCAGAGUGCCAUAGUUCAGGAUUUCCAGAGUCAUGUUUCAGCAGCAAUCAAGGAGGAGGUCGCUCGCCUAGUGGAACAGGUGGAACGAGAUAUGGUGCAAAAGAUUAAAGACGAGGUGCAACGGCGGCUGGCAGAAGCCCAGGCAGACCAACCAUAG
Podospora pseudocomata is the source of this 921-nucleotide messenger RNA. RefSeq lists its product as uncharacterized. The coding region runs from base 1 to 921 and encodes 306 amino acids. Lineage: Eukaryota; Fungi; Ascomycota; Sordariomycetes; Sordariales; Podosporaceae. The record is from RefSeq and is a predicted model, not a curated record. The transcript has 2 exons.